AUGGUGCCUCAGGCCACAGGCCCAGGCUCGGAAUCUCUCGGUAUUCAGGACAUCGAGCCCGUUACCACCACCACAGGGCAAAGGGUUCUAGUUACCAAUGAGAAGCCCCGGCAAAGUAUCAUCUCUGAGUCGUACGACCUUGGCGCGGGUGACGAGAACCCAACCAUUGAUGAACUUCACGGCCCCAAUGCCUUGCGUCGCAUCUCAGCUCCGAUUCCCUGGGUCGUCUACACCGUUGCAUUUGUUGAACUGUGCGAGCGUUUCUCCUACUACGGAACCCAAGUCCUCUACUCUAACUUUGUGAACCACGCACUUCCCCUUCCUGUCCCGAAUGGUCCUCCGGGAUCAAGCCAUGCCACUGGAGCUGGUGGCCCUAGCUCCCAGGGUGUAUCGGGUGCCUUGGGCAAGGGUGUCGAAACUGCCAGUGCCAUCAACACUUUCAACACCUUUUGGUGCUACUGCCUCCCUCUGGUGAGUGCCUACAUCGCCGACGAGUACUGGGGACGAUACAAGACCAUCUCCUGGUCUAUUGGGGCUGCCAUUCUCGGUCAUAUCAUUUUGGUUGUCUCUGCCAUCCCACCGGUGCUCACAAACACAGAUGCUUCCUUCGCUGUGUUCAUUCUGGGCGUGAUAAUCAUGGGUUUAGGGACGGGUGGCUUCAAGCCCAACAUAUCCGCUCUUGUUGUCGAGCAGAUACCUGCUGUCAAUCUCAAGGUGCGUACACUCGAAACGGGUGAGCGUGUUGUCGUCGACCCCACUAUCACCCAGAGCCGUAUCUACCACUAUUUCUACAUGUUCAUCAACAUCGGCGCAUUGACAGGUCAGAUCGGCAUGGCUUAUGCGGAAAAGUAUAUUGGCUUCUGGUUGGCCUUCUUACUACCCACGCUCAUGUUCCUGACUACUCCAUUCAUCAUGUGGUGGGGCCGCAAGCGCUAUCGCCAGUCUUCCCCGGCAGGCUCGGUGACUUACAAGGCUAUCAAGACAUUCCUGUUUUGUAUGCGCAACCGCUGGCACUACAAUCCGUACAUCUUCUGGAAGCGAACACACGAUGGCACUCUCUGGGACACGGCGAAGCCUUCUAGCAUUGAGCCCGAAUUCCGGCCUAAGUGGAUGACCUUCGAUGAUGCAUGGGUGGACGAAGUGCGCCGUGGAUUUGCCGCUUGUGCUGUCUUUUGCUAUUUCCCGGUCUACUGGCUAGCCUACAAUCAAUUAACAAACAAUCUCACCGCACAGGCUGGUACGAUGACUUUGAAAGGCGUCCCCAACGACGUUGUGAACAAUCUUGAUCCGUUGGCGCUACUCAUCUUCGUCCCGCUCUGCGACACGCUCCUAUACCCCGGGUUGCGCAAAAUGGGUAUCCAUUUCACGGCUAUCAAGAAAAUCACCCUUGGUUUCUUGCUGGCGUCGCUCUCCAUGAUCUGGGCAGCUGUCAUCCAACACUACAUCUACAAAACUUCGCCCUGCGGUUACCGGGCCAACAACUGCUACACCGACGAUGGCAGCGUCAACCCGUCCCCCAUCAUUGUCUGGGCUCAGACUGGUUCAUACGUUCUAGUUGCUAUAUCGGAGAUCUUUGCCAUCAUCACCUCGAUGGAGUAUGCUUACUCGAAGGCGCCUCGCAAUAUGCGUUCCCUCGUCCAGGCCAUCAAUUUGUUCACCAACGCCAUCUCCGCUGCGAUUGCUGAGGCUUUGAUCACGCUAUCCAGGGACCCCCUGUUGAUCUGGAAUUAUGCAGUCUUCGCUAUCUUAACCUUGGUCGGUGGAACCAUCUUCAUUAUCCAAUUCUGGAGUCUGGAUAAGGAGGAGGAUGAGUUGAACAACCUGCCUGCGGGUCAUGUGCAAGCUAACGAGAACGUGGAGAACCAGGCAACGUUUGAACAUGCCGAGAUUAGCGCCGGUCGUGGCUGA
Messenger RNA from Penicillium digitatum Pd1, 1908 nucleotides. Its product is annotated as Major facilitator superfamily domain, general substrate transporter. The record is from RefSeq and is a predicted model, not a curated record. Lineage: Eukaryota; Fungi; Ascomycota; Eurotiomycetes; Eurotiales; Aspergillaceae. Gene Ontology annotation, cellular component: membrane. Gene Ontology annotation, biological process: transmembrane transport; oligopeptide transport. Gene Ontology annotation, molecular function: transmembrane transporter activity.